Molecule: messenger RNA, 786 nt
Organism: Daldinia childiae
Lineage: Eukaryota; Fungi; Ascomycota; Sordariomycetes; Xylariales; Hypoxylaceae
Product: putative sterigmatocystin biosynthesis peroxidase stcC
Exons: 5
Coding region: 1-786 (261 amino acids)
Molecular function (GO): peroxidase activity
Source: RefSeq, a predicted model, not a curated record
AUGAGGCUUAUUUCUCUUCCAGUUGCCUUCGGUAUCACAUUAGCAGCUGCUAGUGAGUUUCCAGAGGGCCAUCCGUGGAUAGCCCCAGGGCCGAAUGACUUCCGUGGGCCCUGCCCAAUGCUCAAUACUCUUUCAAAUCAUCAAUUUCUACCGCACACGGGUCGGAAUAUCACGAAAGACAAAGUCAUUAGUGCCAUGUCCUCAGCUCUCAACUUCGAUGAAUCACUCGCUUCCCUGAUGUUUGACAUGGCAACUAUAGCGAAUCCAGAGCCCAAUGCCACGUUUUUCACUCUGGAUCAAUUGAAUGUCCAUAACGUGCUUGAGCAUGAUGGCAGCUUGAGCCGCACAGACGCCUUCUUCGGCAACAACCAUGUCUUCAACGAAUCUAUCUUCAACGAGACGAAAGUAUACUGGACCGGCGAGAUCCUUGAUGCAAACAUGCUGGCAAAUAGCAAGGUUGCCCGCCAGCUCAACUCCAAGGCCUUCAACCCCAAUUACACAUUCACUUCUACGAUCGAAAACUUUAGCCUUGGCGAGCUUUCUGCCCCGGUUGUUGCUUUCGGUGACUUGGAAGCAGUGACCGUCAAUAGAACUCUGGUGGAAUAUUUCUUUCAGAAUGAACGUUUGCCCACCGAAUUGGGAUGGAGUACACGGUCUGAAGUCAUCACCAACGAUAUUAUUUCUAGAUUAACCCAAGCCAUCAGUAACGCUUCAAGCCUUAUAACACCCUCUGGAGCAGUCGUUUCGACCCGGCGAAGAGAUCUUCAUGGUGGAAUCUACCAGUAA